Molecule: messenger RNA, 2193 nt
Organism: Colias croceus (clouded yellow)
Lineage: Eukaryota; Metazoa; Arthropoda; Insecta; Lepidoptera; Pieridae
Exons: 1
Coding region: 1-2193 (730 amino acids)
Molecular function (GO): nucleic acid binding; zinc ion binding
Source: RefSeq, a predicted model, not a curated record
AUGAUGGAAAAAGCGAACAAUAACCAAACUACUCAGGCGGGUACCAGUGUAGCUGGAGAAUCCCGUGGUGUGUCGACAGAUGCCUCUGCGGCAACUGUGGACACACUCAGCCCAAUCGUAUCUGAGGGGGCAAUUGGUCGCUGUGUUGUUAGAUUGGAGAGAAGUUUAGAGGCGGAAUCGCGGCUUGAGUCGUUAAUGGAAGACUCUGCGAUGAGCCUGAGCUCAACGGGCAAGUUGAGCUAUAAUAAUAGUACGGGUAUCCCAAGAACACAGAGGAAACCCAUACGUGAAAAGAGGAUACGGUCACCUGAGGGGAGUAUUUACAACUCUGACUCUCCUAGCGAUAAGUCAGCUGCUCCGUUGCCCAAAGUACCUAAGACAAGGGGAAGGCAAAGAUAUCCAACUUCUUCUAUAAGAAGUGUUGGUCUUAGUAGGGCCACUAAGAAAUUGGUAGCCAAGCAUGGAGAGCAGCGAAAAGAGGCGGAAGAAUGUGCUGAGAGUGAAGCGGCGAAGCUUGUUGAGGAUUAUCACCUAGCUAGAGCUUCUUGCCUGAGUGACACGUCCUCCAUUAUUGAGGUGGAAACUGGUGAAAUGUCUCAUGGCAUUAGAAACUUGAUCUUGCAUUUGGCUUCCAUGGUUAACAAUGUCGAAGUCAAGUCAAGAAAUAUUAAAGGGACUUUCAGGAAAAGUCUUAAGGAGGUAGUAGCUGGCUUGAGGGACCUAGGUGAAAGAGUUCAUCGCGUAACUGCUUCCGAGGAGACUGCAAGGUUGGAACGGGAAUUAGGUUCGAAAAAUGAGGAGCUAAGACUCAUGAAAGAGAAGUAUGAAAGAGCGGAGGCAAUGAAUGCCCGCAUGUUUUCUGAGUUAGCCGAACUUCGUAAAGAAAUGGCGGCAUUGCGUGAAGAAGCGAAACGGGACGAUGGAGAACGCGAGCGUAGACUUAUGGUCCAAUUUGGAGAAUUAGUCAAUGCACGCUUUGAAGCCGUUGAGUCUCGACUCUUGCCAGAAACCCGCGUCAGACCACCGCUUGCAGCGGACAAGAGGAGAAAAGAAGGAACAGCGAAAGCUAAUCCAAGUAAAGAAAAGUCUCAGGAGAAGAAAAAAUCUAAGAAGUCAAGGGAUUCGUCUGAUGCCCAAGCACAAUUGCAAGGUUCUGGCGCAGCAUCUACAUCCCAUUCUAAAAAGAAGAGAAAGAGGAAUAAAGGAGGCAAUGGGAAUAGGACGGUGGCUCAAGCACCUAUUUCAGCAGAUGAGCAUCGUCUGGUUCCUGUUACUGAUACCCUUAGGAAAGAAAGUUGGGCUACAGUUGUCAAAGGAGGUAAAACCAUCCAGAGAAGUCAGCAGGUUAAGAAGACGACCGCACAGUCUACACGGCAAAAAGCUGCAAAGCUGCGUCCUCCAAGGUCUGCAGCCAUAGUUUUAACGCUGCUUUCCGAGGGUGUAGACAGAGGUUUGACAUACGCUCAGAUCAUCUCUGAAGCAAAAAAAAGAAUUGAUCUAAGUAGUCUUGGAAUCGAGUCUGUCCGCUUCAAACGUGCCGCUACAGGAGCCGCUAUUAUUGAGAUUCCUGGCGUGGCUAAUGAGGAGAAGGCCGAUCUACUGGCCAAUAAGUUUAAGGACGUACUGAACGAAACAGAGGUGCGGAUCACCCGACCGAUGAAAUGUGCUGAACUGCGUAUUUCCGGGCUGGAUGACUCGACCUCUUCUGAGGAAGUGACUGCUGCCAUUGUUAAGACGGCUAGCUGUCCUCCAGAGAUGAUCAAAAUAGGUUCCAUCCGACGCGGUCGGUCAGGUACAGGAACGGUAUGGGUGAGAUGCCCUAUAGCGGUGGCCAAAAAACUUUCAAGUGAAGGAAAGUUACUGAUUGGUUGGGUGUCGGCACGGGUUCAGCUUCUUGAACGAAGGAAAAGGCGUUGUUUCAAAUGCCUAGAAGUGGGACACGUCCGAGAACACUGUAAAUCAGAAGUCGAUCGAGGUGCUCAAUGUUACCGGUGCGGUGAACUGGGGCAUAAAGCAAGGGACUGUUUGGCAGCGCCACACUGUACUCUUUGCGCCUCAUCUGGCAUAUCCGCCAACCAUUCUAUUGGUAGCAGAGCGUGUGGGGCAUCCAAAAAAAUGCGGCAUCGUUCAGCUGUACCUGCGGUACAACCACAGCGGCUGGAUGCGGAGAUGGAAACAGAACAUCCCACUUAA